ACGAUUAACCAUUUUAAGAAGUGCCACUGUGUCUGUUCUUUUACUCGGAGGAAUCCCGGAUUUUAAGGUUUUUCAUUCGGAUCCAACUGAUCCUGACCCGGAUUGUCAGUUCAUGGGUCGGAUCACAGUUGCAUUGGUUGUCAGUUCAUGGGUCAUACCCAUUUCCAUUUUUGUCAAUCAUAUUGUUCCUCAACCUUACAUGGAUGAGAUAUUUCAUGUUCCUCAAGUCCAGGAGUAUUGUAAAGGCAAUUUUAGAAGCUGGGAUCCUAUGAUAACAACUCCCCCUGGACUGUAUUUCUUUUCACUUGCCUAUGUUGCUUCUUUGUUUCCCACCGUGCAAUUUAUACAACCUACCUCAUAUCUUGUUAAUGCCUGCUCAACAGCCAUUCUUCGCUCUACCAAUGGCUUUCUGGCUGUAAUCUGCAGCAUCUUGGUUUAUGAUAUAACUAAAAAAUUGAAGCCUUCACUUGAUGACCGAAAAGCAACACUCUAUGCUAUUGUUCUAGCCCUAUACCCCCUCCACUGGUUCUUCACUUUUCUUUACUAUACAGAUGUUGCAUCACUUACAGUAGUUCUUGCUAUGUAUCUUAUGUGUCUCAAGAAGAACUACCUGGCCAGUGCUUUGCUUGGAGGUGUUGCUGUCCUUGUACGACAAACAAAUAUUAUUUGGAUGUUGUUUGUUGCAUGUAGUGGAGUUCUCGAUCUUAUUCAAUCUAAUCCAGAGCGUGAAGAGAGCUUGUUAUCAGAGUCUAAAGAUGACCGCUUUGCUUCUUCGAGUAGAGGUGCUAUUAUCAGCUCCAACUUGAAAAAGAGAAGAUCGGGUAAUGCUACUUAUACUACUACUGGUUCUGUCAAUGGAUCAAGGCAAUUCCGUCAUCGUGACCGUUCAUCUGAUUUGUUUGGUGAGAUUUGGAGCAUAUCAUCAGUGGCUUGGCAUCUGAAAUGGGAGCUCCUUGUCUCUUUUAGCCCCUUCUUUGCAUUACUAGUGGCUUUUGCAGCAUUUGUUGUUUGGAAUGGCAGUAUAGUUCUUGGGGCUAAAGAAGCUCACACAGUUUCUCCACAUUUUGCUCAGUUAUUGUACUACAGUUUGGUCUCUUGUUGUUUUAUGGCUCCUGUGCACUUCAGUACUAGUCAAGCUGCAAAUUUGGCCAGAUCAUUCUGGCAGAAUCGCCCCGUUAGCUUCUUAUUAUCGUUUCUUGCUAUCGUAGUUGGGUUUCUUUCAGUGCACUACUUCAGCAUUGCUCACCCCUAUAUACUUGCUGAUAAUCGUCACUAUCCCUUUUAUCUAUGGAGAAAGAUUAUAAAUGUUCAUAGCUCAAUGAGAUACCUGCUGGUUCCAUUAUAUGUGUACUCGUGGACUUCUAUCUUUAAUAUUUUAGCAAAAGCUCAGAAGAAAGUGUGGGUCCUGGUUUAUUUCCUAGCUUCAGCUGCCGUUCUUAUCCCCACUCCACUCAUAGAAUUCAGAUACUACACCAUCCCAUUCUUUAUCUUAGUUCUUCAUUGUCAUAUCAGUAACGAUCGAAUGUGGCUGCUUAUGGGACUCCUAUAUACAUCCAUCAAUAUAUUCACAAUGAUAAUGUUCUUAUAUCGACCUUUUCGUUGGGAUCAUGAGCCUGGUAUUCAGAGAUUCAUAUGGUAAAUGAUUGUUAUUCUUCUAGAAAUGAGGCGCAUUUGCAGUUUUGCUAAUUUUACAUCCGGUCUUGUAAUUCCCACUUGUUAUGUAACCCCAACAUGGAUUUGUAAAUAUUCUGUUCUUCCUUCUAAUGAUUUACAAGUAUAUUAGGAUUUAGGACCUUUCAAUAUUGUAGUAUCAUUGUUUUGUAGUACCAGCUAGUUGUGGUUAGGUAACUUAAGAGAUGGCAAAAUGGACAUGCUAGGCUGGUUACCUAACUUGUCAAAAUGAGCUCCAAGUGGAAUGAAUCAUCUUUUAGUAUCUA
Erigeron canadensis is the source of this 1937-nucleotide messenger RNA. RefSeq names its product dol-P-Glc:Glc(2)Man(9)GlcNAc(2)-PP-Dol alpha-1,2-glucosyltransferase. Gene Ontology annotation, molecular function: dolichyl pyrophosphate Glc2Man9GlcNAc2 alpha-1,2-glucosyltransferase activity. Gene Ontology annotation, biological process: protein N-linked glycosylation; dolichol-linked oligosaccharide biosynthetic process. The transcript has 8 exons. Bases 113 to 1639 code for a protein of 508 amino acids. Gene Ontology annotation, cellular component: endoplasmic reticulum. The record is from RefSeq and is a predicted model, not a curated record. NCBI's taxonomy places the organism in Eukaryota, Viridiplantae, Streptophyta, Magnoliopsida, Asterales, Asteraceae.